AUGGCUUCUCAUGGCGGUCACUCGUCCUCGACGACUAACCUCGUUGGUGUCCAUUACCGCGUAGGCAAGAAGAUCGGAGAGGGCUCCUUCGGUGUCAUCUUUGAAGGGACAAAUCUGCUCAACUCGCAGACCGUUGCUAUAAAGUUUGAACCACGCAAGUCGGAUGCACCGCAGUUGCGAGAUGAGUGUCGGUCGUACAGGAUCUUGGCAGGAUGUCCUGGAAUCCCGCAGAUUUAUCAUUUCGGACAAGAGGGUCUGCACAAUAUCCUCGUUAUAGACUUGUUGGGUCCGAGCUUAGAGGACCUGUUUGACAUGUGUGGACGCAAGUUCUCCAUCAAAACGGUCUGCUUGACUGCACGACAGAUGAUUUCGCGGGUCCAGACCAUCCACGAGAGGAACCUCAUCUACCGUGACAUCAAGCCGGACAACUUCCUCAUCGGGAGGCCGGGGACGAAGAACGCGAACCUCAUACAUGUUGUUGAUUUUGGGAUGGCGAAGCAGUAUCGUGAUCCGAAGACGAAGCAGCACAUUCCGUACCGUGAACGGAAGAGUCUAAGCGGCACGGCACGUUACAUGAGUAUCAACACACAUCUUGGUCGCGAACAGUCACGGAGGGAUGACCUUGAAGCUCUCGGGCACGUCUUUAUGUACUUCCUUCGCGGCAGCCUACCAUGGCAAGGUCUCAAAGCCGCGACUAAUAAGCAGAAGUACGAGAAGAUCGGCGAGAAAAAGCAGACGACGCCGAUCAAAGAGCUGUGUGAGAGUCUACCCGAAGAAUUUAGCAUAUACUUGAACUAUGUGCGAAAGCUCGGGUUCGAAGAGACUCCGGACUACGAUUUUCUUCGGGAGUUGUUCACGAAGGUGAUGAAGAAUAUGGGAGAGGUAGACGAUCAGAGGUAUGAUUGGAAUGAAUUGAACGGAGGCCGAGGGUGGGAAUCGCAAUUGGGGACAUCGAGCUCAACGCAGCCUACGCAAGAACGUCGUCGAGACGAGCGAGGACGACGAGAGGACGAAGCACGACGACGCGUCUCCGCCCAACCACCAAUGCAGCCUUCACCCGCACUCGUGCGACAUGGUUCCAAGAAGCAUAACAUCCCCGCUGCACUUAUUCCAGGUGUGGCAGGCGGGACGGCAACACCGAAUAGCGCUGCAGCUCAGCAACAAUCACAGGCCGGGCAUCCUUAUGCGAGUGCGCCUCCUGCGUUAGGGGAGUACGGAGCAGGUGAUGACGAUGCGUUUGCUAAUGGGAGUGGAGGAGCUGGAUACGCGCGAACACCGGGUAUGGUGAGCGCUGCUCCGCCUGAGUUGAGUAACGUACGUGCGCGUGGUGGGGAGAUUGGUGUGGCGAAUGGUGGGGAGGGGUAUGAGAGCCAACAUGCUGUGUAUGAUCCUGAGCCUCCGAAACGGAGCUUGCUUGUACGGAUCUUGACGUGCCAUUGUGGAUGA
Messenger RNA from Fomitiporia mediterranea MF3/22, 1446 nucleotides. RefSeq names its product kinase-like protein. NCBI's taxonomy places the organism in Eukaryota, Fungi, Basidiomycota, Agaricomycetes, Hymenochaetales, Hymenochaetaceae. Gene Ontology annotation, molecular function: protein serine/threonine kinase activity; ATP binding. The transcript is spliced from 9 exons. Gene Ontology annotation, biological process: endocytosis; peptidyl-serine phosphorylation; signal transduction. The record is from RefSeq and is a predicted model, not a curated record. Gene Ontology annotation, cellular component: cytoplasm; nucleus. Bases 1 to 1446 code for a protein of 481 amino acids.